Molecule: messenger RNA, 2948 nt
Organism: Hippocampus zosterae (dwarf seahorse)
Lineage: Eukaryota; Metazoa; Chordata; Actinopteri; Syngnathiformes; Syngnathidae
Gene: galnt7
Product: UDP-N-acetyl-alpha-D-galactosamine: polypeptide N-acetylgalactosaminyltransferase 7
Exons: 15
Coding region: 272-2209 (645 amino acids)
Cellular component (GO): Golgi apparatus
Source: RefSeq, a predicted model, not a curated record
UAAGGGUGCACGUGACUUGACUAUUCGGACGCAGCACCAAAAUGGCGUAACCCUUAAUAGUGUGCCGUUGAGGAAAUAGUGUGCACAUUCGGACACAACCUGUAUCUUUGGUGGGAGGAGCUAACAUGUAUACCAAAGGGCAAGGUUUGAAGAUGUAAUACCUAACAAUUAAAGAAAAUGAGACUUGGCCAGUACCUACCUACAAACAUUAGCAUCGUAUAGUCUUGUGUAAAGGUGCUCGAUUCUCGGCUCGACAGGAAGGUCUUCCAACAUGAGAUUUAAAUUGGGAUUUAUUUUACGGGGUUUACUUCUCAUUCUUACGUUUCUUGUAUUAGCGGUGUUGUGGUCUUCAUUAACCAAACUGAGCGCCGGGAAUCACUUUGGAGCACGGGAUGAUGGAUUGCUUCCUCAAGGAGACCCAGCAGACCAUUUUAAGCCUAUUGUCCCCUGGCCACAUGUGGAAGGUAUUGAAGUUGACCUCAACUCAAUCGUACUGAAGCCGGGAGGGGGGCAACAUGUGCAAGUCCCCAAGCAGCAUCCCAGUCAGAAUCAGGCCAUCCAGCAACAGUAUGCAACGUUCACACCCCACUUUCACAAUUACAAUGCCCCCAUCCUUAAAAAAGGAGUUCUUGGAAACUUUGAACCUAAAGACGCUGAGCCACCAGGGGUCCCGGGUGGCCCAGGAGAGGGAGCCAAGCCACUUGUUCUGGGCCCAGAAUACAAAGAUGCAGUCCAUGCAUCCAUCAAAGAGUUUGGUUUCAACAUGGUUGCCAGUGACAUGAUAUCGCUGGACAGGACCAUUAAAGAUAUACGCCAUGAAGAGUGCAAGUACUGGCAUUAUGAUGAGAGACUGCUGACCUCCAGUGUGGUGAUAGUCUUCCAUAAUGAAGGCUGGUCUACCUUAAUGAGAACAAUCCACAGUGUCAUCAAGAGAACUCCCAGGAAAUACUUGGCUGAAAUUGUCAUGAUAGAUGACUUUAGCAACAAAGUCCACUUGAAGGAACGUUUGGAGAUUUACAUCAAGCAGUGGAAUGGUCUGGUGAAACUUUACAGAAAUGAAAAGAGAGAGGGUCUCAUCCAGGCACGAAGUAUUGGAGCCAAGAAGGCCACAAAGGGGCAGGUGCUAAUAUACUUGGAUGCUCACUGUGAGGUUGGAAUCAACUGGUAUGCUCCGUUGGUUGCUCCAAUUUCAGAGGACAGAACGGUGUCUACUGUUCCUUUGAUCGACACUAUCCAUGGAGAGAUGUUCACCAUUGAGACCCAGGGUGGAGGAGAUGCAGACGGCUUUGCAAGAGGAGCCUGGGACUGGAGCAUGCUGUGGAAGAGAGUUCCUCUGAACGACAGGGAAAAACAACGAAGAAAAACUCAUACUGAGCCAUAUAGGUCUCCAGCCAUGGCGGGGGGUCUCUUUGCUAUAGAGCGUGACUACUUCUUUGAACUGGGCCUAUAUGACCCCGGAUUGCAGAUAUGGGGAGGAGAAAAUUUUGAAAUAUCAUACAAGAUAUGGCAGUGUGGUGGCAAACUGCUCUUUGUCCCGUGCUCUCGUGUUGGGCAUAUAUACAGACUUAAAGGUUGGCAAGGCAAUCCUCCCCCAGCACAUGUUGGUUCCUCACCUACUCUGAAGAAUUAUGUUCGUGUUGUGGAGGUAUGGUGGGAUGAAUACAAGGACUACUUCUACGCCAGUCGUCCUGAAACGCUAAACCUUGCCUAUGGAGACAUAAGCGAGCUGAAACAAUUCAGGCAAGACCACCGGUGCAAGAGCUUCAAAUGGUUCAUGGAGGAAAUCGCUUAUGACAUUCCGUUGUACUAUCCUCUGCCCCCAAAAAAUGUUGAAUGGGGAGAGAUUCGGGGCUUUGAGACGAGUUACUGUAUUGACAGUAUGGGACACACAAAUGGAGGGAAUGUGGAAACUGGACCGUGCCACAGAAUGGGUGGCAAUCAGCUGUUCCGGAUCAAUGAAGCCAACCAGCUGAUGCAGUAUGACCAGUGUCUGACAAGAGGAAAUGAUAAGUCAGCUGUCAUCAUCACACAUUGUGGCCAGAACCAGUACUCUGAAUGGAAGUAUUUCAAGGAUCUCCAUCGCUUCACUCAUGUGCCAACAGGAAAAUGUUUAGAUCGCUCAGACCUCCUACACAAAGUGUUCAUAUCGGACUGUGACCCCAGUAAAACUACUCAAAGGUGGGAAAUGAACAACAUCGUGGCCGUAUAGAGACUGCUCAACUCGUACAAAUGAAACCGUUUGGACUACGCUGAAGAAAAUGCAUACGCACCAAUUAUAAAAUGCAUUCAUGCAUACUUUAACUCGGCUGAUGGUUGGGUCGUUUUAGAUCGGAGCCAUUCACUUGUCAGAAUGUGGCAAACCAAACCCCCACCCAACUCCAGCCCCCAUCCCACCACUAAUCAUAAAUUGACUUUGGGUAAUAGAAAAGUUACUAGCAAAGAAAACAUGCCAGCCUGUAAUGUUCUUUUAUGUCACUCUGCUUCAUGGUACUGUGUUUACACUGGGUUUCCCAUAAAAACAUUUUUUUUAAAAUCACUCGUGCUGUUUAAUGCACCCUCCGUUUUGAAAAGCAUGACUUGAGUCCGACAUUGUUCCAAGAAGAGAAACCAUCUUGGGUGCACUCCGAUCUUGUCUGAUAAGCAGGAUAUGCUCCAACUGACGAUCGGGCCAAUUUUGAGCCAUUGCCUUCAAGAUAAAAGUUAGCAAAAGCCUGAAUGUCUCUGAACUGUCCAGAGCAAUUCUUUUUAAGAUGGGGUUUGUUGAAAGUGAUUUUUCCUCCACGAUCUGCUCGAAAAAUAGUUUGUGGCGGACAGUCAUAAAUAAUACAACUUUUCAAUAUUAAGGAUUGGAAAUUCUUGCGUGAGCAACUGGUCGUGUUUAUUUUUUGUAGAACGCGUGUUCCAAGACCACUCCAAUAAAACAAAAGACAAGGAGUUUGCAACCAGAA